This is a messenger RNA of Eptesicus fuscus (big brown bat), 2084 nucleotides long. RefSeq names its product leucine zipper tumor suppressor 1 (gene LZTS1). The coding region runs from base 16 to 1833 and encodes 605 amino acids. The transcript is spliced from 3 exons. Lineage: Eukaryota; Metazoa; Chordata; Mammalia; Chiroptera; Vespertilionidae. Gene Ontology annotation, cellular component: dendritic spine. Gene Ontology annotation, biological process: regulation of dendrite morphogenesis; regulation of synaptic plasticity. The record is from RefSeq and is a predicted model, not a curated record.
CCGCCCCGCGUCACCAUGGGCAGCGUCAGUAGCCUCAUCUCCGGCCACGGCUUCCACAGCAAGCACUGCCGCGCGUCGCAGUACAAGCUGCGCAAGUCCUCGCACCUCAAGAAACUCAACCGCUACUCAGACGGGCUGCUCAGAUUCGGCUUCUCCCAGGACUCGGGGCAUGGCAAGUCCAGCUCCAAAAUGGGCAAGAGCGAAGAUUUCUUCUACAUUAAAGUCAGCCAGAAGGCCCGGGGCGCCCACCACCCCGAUUACACUGCUCUGUCCAGUGGGGACCUAGGGGGCCAGGCUGGGGUGGACUUCGGCCCGUCUACCCCACCCAAGCUCAUGCCCUUCUCCAAUCAGCUAGAAAUGGCCUCAGAGAAGGGUGCGGUGCGGCCCACAGCCUUCAAGCCGGUGCUGCCGCGAUCAGGAGCCGUCCUGCACGCCUCCCCCGACAGCACCGGCCACCAGCUGCACCCCGCCCCCCCGGACAAGCCCAAGGAGCAGGAGCUGAGGCCCGGCCAGUGCUCCGGGGCUCUGUCUGACUCCGGCCGCAACUCCAUGUCCAGCCUGCCCACACACAGCACCAGCAGCAGCUACCAGCUGGACCCGCUGGUCACAGCCGUGGGGCCCGCCAGCCGUUUUGGGGGCUCAGCCCACAACAUCACCCAGGGCAUCCUCCUCCAGGACAGCAACAUGAUGAGCCUGAAGGCGCUGUCCUUCUCCGACGGCGGCAGCAAGCUGGCCCACCCGAGCAAGGCGGACAGGGGCUCCUCGUGCGUGCGCUCGCCCAUCUCCACGGACGAGUGCGCCAUCCAGGAGCUCGAGCAGAAGCUGCUGGAGAGGGAGGGCGAGCUGCAGAAGCUGCGGCGCAGCUUUGAGGAGAAGGAGCUGGCCUCCAGCCAGGCCUACGAGGAGCGGCAGUGGCGCUACCCCGAGGAGCUGGAGGGCCCCGAGCCGAAGAGCAGCAGCAGGCUGAAGGCCUCGCAGAAGGGCCAGCGCACACAGCAGGUGCUGCACCUGCAGGUGCUCCAGCUCCAGCAGGAGAAGCGGCAGCUCCGGCAGGAGCUCGAGAGCCUCAUGAAGGAGCAGGACCUGCUGGAGAGCAAGCUGCGGACCUACGAGAAGGAGAAGACCAGCUUCGGGCCCGCGCUGGAGGAGACCCAGUGGGAGGUGUGCCAGAAGUCGGGCGAGAUCUCCCUCCUGAAGCAGCAGCUGAAGGAGUCCCAGAUGGAAGUCAACACCAAGGCCAGUGAGAUCCUCAGUCUGAAGGCGCAGCUGAAGGACACACGGGGCAAGCUGGAGGGCCUGGAGCUGAAGACGCAGGAUUUGGAGGGCGCGCUGCACACCAAGGGCCUGGAGCUGGAGGUCUGCGAGAACGAGCUGCAGCGCAAGAAGAACGAGUCGGAGCUCCUGCGGGAGAAGGUGAACCUGCUGGAGCAGGAGCUACAGGACCUGCGGGCGCAGGCCGCCCUGCAGCGGGACUGCACGCCCCGGGGGCCGGUGCUGGGGGCCGGGCCGGGGCCCACCUUCUCUGAGGACAUCCCCGCCCUGCAGCGGGAGCUGGAGCGGCUGCGGGCUGAGCUGAAGGAGGAGCGGCAAGGCCACGACCAGAUGUCUUCAGGCUUCCAGCAUGAGCGGCUGGUUUGGAAGGAGGAGAAAGAGAAGGUGAUCCAGUACCAGAAGCAGCUACAGCAGAGCUACCUGGCCAUGUACCAGCGGAACCAGCGCCUGGAGAAGGCCCUGCAGCAGCUGGCCCACAGAGACGGUGCGGGGGAGCCUCUGGAGAUUGACCUUGAAGGGGCUGACAUCCCCUAUGAGGACAUCAUAGCCACCGAGAUCUGAGGAGCCUCCUGGGCGGGGGAGAGCUGGGACCCGGCAUUGGGAGGCAGGGUGCAGGGCCUGUCCAGGAGGGCUCCCUCCCCUCCUCCCUGCUCAAUAGCUGAGCCUCUCUGAGAGAAGCCUGCCCGGGCACAGACCUGGGAUCCUCCAGGGGAGGGAAGCAGAGGGGAGAGAAGGGACUGCCCCAUGGCCUCUCCUCCCCUUUCCCGUGGCGCAGUGCUCACCAUUCUGCCGCCCACCAGAUCUCUAGCCUU